AAGACAAAAGGAGAGGUCUGAAAUAAAUAUAUUAAUGUAAACAGUUUCCUGGCCUUAGUAAAUGUAAGUAUUUUGGUUAAAAAUAGCUUAGCUGAGUCUACUUUCAGUGGCAUAUUCUUACUUAUAUAUAUCCUAGAAAACGUUAAGGUUAGAUGAACCUUAGAGAAUAAUCAUUGUUAUGAAGCAAAGAUCUGAAGAGAAUAAGCACUUUUGUAAAGAUACUGUUCAUACCUUAUGUCUACCUUUGGGCUACAGGUAGAUGGCUUUUUUCACUGGGUGAAAAAGCUUAGGCAUUCACUUCACUCUUUCCACUUAUUUGAGGAAGAAAAUUUGAAUAAAACUAAGUUGUCACAUCCACUAUAGUCUAGUCUUAAUAGUGGUGGUUUUGGAAACUCUAUAUACCCAUUAGAUGUCAAAACAUAUGACUAAACAGGAAUAUCAGAUACAAAUGAUUUUCUAUCCAAUUUUUGAUAAUUGCAUAAGAAUGAGCAGAUAGGACACAGUUAGUUUGUCAACUACACUAAUAGAAGACUUACACAAUAUGUAAUGAAUCUCAAUAGUUUAGAGUUAAUCUGGAAUCUGGAUUGUUUAUAUGUAAAACCUGAAUCUUUCUUCACCAAAUGAAUUGGGUCCUAAGUAAAAAUACGAACACCCAACUUUCAAUUCUAUGUCAACAACAUGGUCAAGGUCUUUUAUUUGGGUAUUUCAAAUCUCUUCAGAAAAGCAUAAUGCACACAUUAUUAUUUGAGCAAUAUUUUUCAACUUGGCAAAGUACACACAAUUUUUAAUACAUUUGAGAAUGUCAGAGAAACAUCUGUCAGUAUACUUUCUGGGAGUUAAAAAAUAUGAAAAUCUACUUCUUUGAUGCUUUUCCAAGGUCAUUCAUAUCUUUCCAACAAUGUCCAUUCACAGUCUGACCUGGAGAUGAAAUUGAAAUAAGAACAUUUACUCACACCUCCUACUGACCUUACCUCAUAUUAACCAGGAGGCUUUCUAUCCAAUAUCAUCUCUAUUGGCUUUGUGUCCUCUGAAAUAUUUCAAACUGCUAAAUCUUAAAAUGUACAAAAAAAUCACAUUGCCAAAGAGUUGUUUCACUGAUUAAAGAACAAAACGCAAAAGCAAUAAUUAGUUUCACUCUCUUGACAGUCUCUAUGAUUUCCUCUGUUUUUUCCUCCUUUAGACAACUGCUGGUGAAUUCAUACAAAUGGACAUCCUAAAUAAGAACUCAACUGUUUCUGAGUUCAUCCUCCUAGGACUUUCUAGUUCUCAAGAAAUUCAAAUAAUCUUUUUUGGAAUCUUCUUUCUGGUCUAUGCAGCCAUCGUAGUGGGAAACCUCCUCAUUGUGAUUUCUGUGCUAGUUGAUAACCAUCUUCAUUCGCCCAUGUAUUUCCUCCUGGCAAAUUUAUCAUUUUUUGACUUAUGUCUUUCCUCUGUGGCUACUCCCAAAGUGAUUGCAGAUUUCCUUAGGAAACAGAAGUCCAUCUCCUUCUGGGGCUGCAUGGCCCAGAUGUUUUUUAUGCACUUCUUUGGAGGUGGCGAGAUGUCUCUCCUGAUAGCUAUGGCCAUUGACAGGUAUGUUGCCAUAUGCAAGCCCUUGCACUACAAGAUCAUCAUGAACCACAGGAUGCUCAUUUUGUUUCUGUUGCUUUCAUGGACAACUGGGUUUGUACACACCACAAGCCAAAUGGUUUUUACAGUAGGUUUACCUUUCUGUGGUCCCAAUGUUGUGGACAGCAUUUUCUGUGACCUCCCCCUGGUCAUCAAGCUCGCCUGCACUGAAACCUAUAUCCUGGAGCUGUUGGUGAUUGCAGACAGUGGGCUCCUGUCCCUAAUCUGCUUUGUUCUGUUGCUGAUGUCCUACAUCAUCAUGCUGGUCACCAUCUGGCAUCACUCCUCCAGUGCAUCUUCCAAGGCUGUGUCCACUCUCUCUGCCCACAUCACUGUAGUCACCCUCUUCUUUGGCCCAGCUAUCUUCAUUUAUGCUUUUCCAUUCAACAGUUAUUCUGUAGAUAAGUUUCUUUCUGUUUUUUACUCUAUAAUCACCCCCCUCCUUAAUCCAAUUAUUUAUACUCUAAGGAAUCAGGAAAUGAAGGCGGCCAUUAAGAGACUCAGCAGCCAGCAUUUUGGUUCCAGGAUGGCCCUUUAAACACGGUUUAUAAUGUUUGUAAUCUCAGAUUUUUUGUUUGUG
Molecule: messenger RNA, 2188 nt
Organism: Oryctolagus cuniculus (rabbit)
Lineage: Eukaryota; Metazoa; Chordata; Mammalia; Lagomorpha; Leporidae
Source: RefSeq, a predicted model, not a curated record